UUUAAUGAACUGGAUUCUAUAUUUCUAACACAUUCAGCAUGUUUACAAAUGAUUGUACUCAAGUUAUCGUGGUGUUUUAAGUUAUAAUCAAGCCUCUAUUAUUUUUGAAAAUGGCAUUUUAUCUCACACCACCAUCAGGAGUGAUUCAGCUGUAUAAACUAUCGGACUACACAAUCACCCGGUUUCAUUUCCUUUCUAAGGUUUUUAAAUCAAACGGGGACCAGAUGAAACUGAUCGACAUAAUGAAAGAAUCUGUAGAACUAUCCGAUUGUCUUCUUGAAGGUUCCGUUAAGGACAAGAUAUCACACUUUAUGUUAAGAGUCAUCUGUUCAAAAGACCGAAGCAUUUCAGAAUUCUUCAUUUUAGCAGAGACGUUACUGUUUGAGUUCAGAUUUUCUUGCAUGUCCUUUGAAGAAUUACACAAGUUAUUUAAGUCACUGGACCUUCACACCAGGUGUUUGAGAAGAACAGACAAAGGAGAACCAUCGCUGUAUUCUCCAGAGAUCACCAAUGUGUUAAAGACAUUUUAUCAAAUUAAACGGCAGGGCACUAGCUGGAGACAUGUAGUGGACAAAUACCUACUAGGGAGCCAGGAGUGUUUUUCGGUCCCCUUCUACAAAGUAUUGCCUUUGGUUAGAACUAGAGAAGUGGUGUUGAAUAAAGGCGAUGCAUUUGUUCCAUAUUGUAAGUUACGUAAAGUUGCUGUGGACUUGUUCAAUACAUUAAUGAAAGGUGGAAUAAAACAAGCACAGUCCUGCUUUCAAUGCGAUGAUAGAUUUCUGGACAUAUUUCAGCAAAUAAAGGCGUUGCAUAAAAUGACAUUUUGUGCUGGAAUCACGAGGACCUCUCUCUUGCAAAGCGGUUUAGGUUUUACUGAUGUUGAUGAGAUUUGCUACACAAUGCCACCCUGUAUGUCACACCUUCACAGGAAACUUCGAAAGCAUCAUAGACUAAGACAUCAUGCAAGGGUCCAGUAUACAUUGUUUCUUAAAGAGGCUGGUAUGUCAGUCCAUGACGCCAUUUGCUUUUGGAGAAAUGAGUAUUCAAAGCCCGCGUUGUCCUCAGAAGGUUGCUCCCACGAUUGGAAAGACAACGAAAGCAGAUAUACGUACGGUAUACGGCAUUUGUACGGAUUGGAAGGAUCCAGAAUCAAUUACAAGAGUCACACGUGCCACUCACUCCAGGAUCGGACCGAAGGAGUUUCAGAUCAGGGUGGAUGCCCAUUUGCAAAGUUUGAUAAGGAACAUUUGCAAAAGCUUUUAUAUGAAGAAGGAAUUGAACAUGAAGACGAUAUAGUAUGUAAUGCAUUGGCUGGGCAGUUCAACAGAGCAUGUUCACAAGUAUUGUGCCUGAAACUGAAGGUUCGAAAGAAAAUGGAACAUUCAACAGAGGGUCAUUCCAGUCAGUCAAAAUAUAUAAACGACGCUCAGAAAGAUCUUAACUUGUAUGCUGAAGUGAAAGUUCAAUUAGUUGACAACGACCCUUCGUUUAGUUCUAAAUGUUCCGGGUUAAAGUUAGGCGAAAACCACCAGAGCUCACCGGUGUCGUAAACAAUUUUGCAAUUUAUACAGCACGUUGUAUUCAAUCUUCUCACUUGGUACAGUUUGUAGCCGUUCUUUCUGAAACUUGGUCACUCUAUUUGUCCGCACGAUAUAGAAUACCAGUUUGAAUAUGGAUCAUCUCUGUCGAAAACCUGGUCAUAAGGUGAAAUAUUAAGACAACUCUUUGUGUUUCUUAUUCCUUUGUCAGACUCAUGUGUGUUCAAUCAAUCUAUAAGUGUGAAUAUGAAUCAUCUCAGGUAAAAAAAAACCUAGUGUACUAGUUCAAACCAAGAACAAGAAACGCCGAAAUGCGACCAAACCAGGUUUUUAAUGAUUGACAGAAGAACUUCAGCCUGAGUCUGUUUUUCUAUUUUUAGUAACAGUGACCUUGACCCUAGGGACUCCAAAUGCAAUCCAUUGAAAGGUAUCCAUAAACUCUUCCUUUAUACCAAGUUGUGUCAGGAUAUGUCAACCAUAACUUAAGUUAUUCAGUUUCAACCAUUUUUCUAUUUUUAGUAACAGUGACCUUGACCUCGAAUCUAGGGACCCCAAACGCAAUCCCAUGAAAGGUAUCCAUAAACUCUUCCUAUUGACUAAGUUUAGUCAAGAUAUGUCAUCCCUAACUAAAGUUAUUCAGUUUCAACUGUUUUUCUAUUUUUAGUAACAUUGACCUUGACCUUGACCCUAGGGACCCCAAACGCAAUCCCAUGAAAGGUACCCAUAAACUCUUUCUAUAGACCAAGUUUGGUCAAGAUAUGUCAACCCUUACUAAAGUUAUUCAGUUUCAUAGGUGAGUUUGACGCCGCCCGCCCACCCGCCCGAACAACGACGUUCGCCAUUCCAAUAACCAGGUUUCACUAUGUGAAAACCUGGUUAAAAAUAAUGCGUUCAUAAAUUAAACAGUGUUUU
Molecule: messenger RNA, 2450 nt
Organism: Mya arenaria
Lineage: Eukaryota; Metazoa; Mollusca; Bivalvia; Myida; Myidae
Exons: 8
Coding region: 111-1550 (479 amino acids)
Biological process (GO): DNA replication, synthesis of primer
Cellular component (GO): alpha DNA polymerase:primase complex
Source: RefSeq, a predicted model, not a curated record